AUGGAAGCAGAUAUUAAUGUUUUUUGCCUAAACGCAGAAAGAGCACGAUUAGUAGAGUCCCAAGAGGCAGAGCGGAAAGUCAGCGGGGAGGAGGAGGGGGAGAAUAUCGAGGACGUAGAGAAUAGCGAGGAGGAAGAGGAGGACGAGAAGGAGGAUAUUAAGGACGGCGAAGACAGCGAUGGUAGCGAACAUAGCAACAAUAACGAAGAGGCCCAGAACCAGGAUAAGGAGAAUAAGCAGAACGAUUAG
Messenger RNA from Coniosporium apollinis CBS 100218, 249 nucleotides. RefSeq lists its product as uncharacterized. The coding region runs from base 1 to 249 and encodes 82 amino acids. NCBI's taxonomy places the organism in Eukaryota, Fungi, Ascomycota, Dothideomycetes. The record is from RefSeq and is a predicted model, not a curated record. The transcript is spliced from 2 exons.